Megalops cyprinoides (Indo-Pacific tarpon) is the source of this 737-nucleotide messenger RNA. RefSeq names its product ankyrin repeat domain 45 (gene ankrd45). The transcript has 5 exons. Gene Ontology annotation, molecular function: protein binding. Lineage: Eukaryota; Metazoa; Chordata; Actinopteri; Elopiformes; Megalopidae. The record is from RefSeq and is a predicted model, not a curated record. Bases 1 to 672 code for a protein of 223 amino acids.
AUGGAAUUAAGAGCAGAAAACUCAGUGUUAAGCUGCUGCCUGUCGGGAGAUGCCGAAGGUCUUCAAAGAGUGCUGGAAUCUAAAAGCAAUUCGGACGAGGGCGAAACUGUCGAUUUGCUCUCCGAAAAGGAUGAUGUUGGGAGAAAUGCUUUGUUUAUGGCAUGUAUGCUUGGAAGAAGCAAUGUCGUCCGAGAGCUAGUGAAAUACGGAGGAAAUGUUAAUGAACUCACUGCGAGGGGUUACUCUCCGCUGCAUUGCGCUGCUGUCUGGGGUCAGCUGGAUACGGUGAAAACUUUAGUGGAUCUUGGUGCUGACAUGCACACGGUUAACUUCCGCGGAGAGAAAGCCAAGGAGGUUGCGUGCCGCUAUUCCAAGACGGACUGUGCCGAGUUUCUCGCCUGGGCAGAAGCCAAACAGGACUUACAGUCGUACAUCUCCCAGGUAAGACAGACCAUCUCUGAUCCAGAAAAAGUGCACGGGAAACUCACCAAGGAGGAGAAGAACAUAUGCAUGAACACCUGCUCGGCAAAGGCAGACUGGAUUCAGAAUGCAAAAAAUCCAUCAAAACAAGACUUUAUUGAGCAGAAGCAGCACCUGGAGGACACAAUUAGCCCUGUUCUUGCUAAGCUUACACUUCAGUCUGAAGCUACAGCAAAACACAGAAAAAACUGAUCGCCUGGCAAGUGAAAGCGGCAUCAUAAUGCUCUUGUAGUACUGGAAGUAUCUUGAUGAAGAUC